Molecule: messenger RNA, 2820 nt
Organism: Pseudozyma flocculosa PF-1
Lineage: Eukaryota; Fungi; Basidiomycota; Ustilaginomycetes; Ustilaginales; Ustilaginaceae
Exons: 5
Coding region: 1-2820 (939 amino acids)
Cellular component (GO): cell periphery; cell septum
Molecular function (GO): chitin synthase activity
Source: RefSeq, a predicted model, not a curated record
AUGCCACCCAGGCACCUCUUUGGCGCCAGGGGCCAGCCCGACCGCACCACGUCGCCAGACCAUCCACAGACGGCAGAGGCACGCCGCCAGUCGCUCACCGCCGCCGCCAACCCCUAUCCCACCUACGACCCGGGCGCCAACCCGACCUCGCCCCCGCCCCUCCCCUACGACCCAUCGCCCUACGACCACGCACCACCUUCCUACCCGCCCCAGCACCACCACCACGACCCGCGCCCUACCUCGCCCCAGCUCAACAACCCCUACCAGACCCAGCCCGCCGCCGUCGUACACGCCAACCCCUUCGACUCCUCGAUGGACCACCACCACCACCACCUCAACUACCACGACGACAACGGCGACGUGCCCCUCCUGCCACCCAGCGGAAACUACGCCUACGCGCCCGCCAGCCAGUUUGACGAGGAUGGCAACCACAUCGGACCCAUCGGCAAGUACGACGACGGCGACGACGACGUCAUGGACGAGGACGACGUCGACGGCCAGGCGCGCGGCCGCCACCUCGGCAUGGACCCCUCGGAUCCCGACUACAUGCCCGGCGGCUUCAACCCGGCGCUCAUGGAGGACGGACAGGCGGGCGGCAUCCGCUACGGCCGCAUCCCGCAGCGCGUGCCCCGCCGCUACAAGACGCUCAAGCGCGUCGAGCUCUACCACGGCAACCUCGUCCUCGACUGCCCCGUCCCCUCCAAGCUCCUCGACAAGCUCAACGACCGCGAGUCGCGCGAGUUCACCCACAUGCGCUACACGGCCGCCACGUGCGACCCGGACGCCUUCAAAGACGAGCGGUACACGCUGCGCCAGGUCCUCUUUGACCCGCCCCGCCGCACCGAGCUCUUCAUCGUCCUCACCAUGUACAACGAGGACGAGGAGCUCUUCACGCGCACCAUGCACGGCGUCAUGACCAACAUCGCCCACCUCUGCACCCGCGACCGCUCAAAGACGUGGGGCAAGGAGGGCUGGAAAAAGGUCGUCGUCUGCAUCGUCUCGGACGGCCGCAUGAAAAUCAACAGCCGCACCCUCUCGGUCCUCGCCGCCAUGGGCGUCUACCAGGAGGGCGUCGGCAAAAACGUCGUCAACGGCAAGCCCGUCACCGCCCACAUCUACGAGUACACGGCGCAGCUCUCCAUCGACCCGGACCUCCGCUUCCGCGGCCGCGAAAAGGGCAUCAUGCCCGUCCAGAUCCUCUUUUGCCUCAAGGAGCGCAACCAGAAAAAGAUCAACUCGCACCGCUGGUUCUUCAACGCCUUUGGCCAGGUCCUCCAGCCCAACAUCUGCAUCCUCCUCGACGUCGGCACCAUGCCCCGCGCACGCUCCAUCUACCACCUCUGGAAGGCCUUCGACAUCAACUCCAACGUCGGCGGCGCGUGCGGCGAGAUUGUCGCACUCAAGGGCAAGCUCUGGUCCGCCCUCCUCAACCCGCUCGUGGCCGCCCAGAACUUUGAGUACAAGAUGUCCAACAUCCUCGACAAACCGCUCGAGUCGGUGUUUGGCUACAUUACCGUGCUGCCCGGUGCCUUCUCGGCGUACCGGUACAUUGCGCUGCAGAACGAUGCCCUCGGCCAAGGCCCGCUGCACUCGUACUUCAAGGGAGAGACGCUCCAUGGCGGCGAUUCGGACGCCGACGUCUUCACGUCGAAUAUGUACCUGGCCGAGGACCGCAUCCUCUGCUGGGAGCUCGUGUCGAAGCGCGACUGCGCGUGGAUCCUGCACUAUGUCAAGUCGGCGCAGGCGGUGACCGACGUGCCGGACCAGGUGCCGGAGCUCAUCUCGCAGCGGCGCCGGUGGCUCAACGGCUCCUUCUUCGCGGGCAUCCACUCGAUCAUCAAGUUUGGCUACAUCUACCGCUCCUCGCACUCGUUUGGGCGCAAGUUUGCGCUGCACGUCGAGAUCGUCUACCAGACUAUCCAGCUCGUUUUCUCGUGGUUCGGCAUGGCCAACUUCUUCAUCUCCUUUUUUAUCCUGACGAGCGCCAUGUCGGACCGGAUCAAGGGGCUGACGAUCCCGAAUCGGGUGCUGUCGUACGUCUACGUGGCGUUUAUCAUCUUCUGCUUCCUGCUGUCGAUGGGCAACCGGCCGGCGGGCAGCAAGUGGGGGUAUACGAUCUCGAUGAUCGUGUUUGCGCUGCUGACGCUCUACAUGACGGCGGCGGCGCUGUACCUGGCCGUCGACUCGAUCCUCAACGCCACGGGCGCCAACGGGCCCGGCGCCGAGAGCCUCGUGAGCGACACGACGUUUGUCAACAUUGUCAUUUCCCUCGCCGCCACGUUUGGCCUCUACCUGCUGGCGAGCAUCAUGUUCUUCGAGCCGUGGCACAUGGUCACGUCGCUCGUCCAGUACAUCCUCAUGGCGCCGACUUUCGUCAACGUCAUUUCGAUUUACGCCUUUGCCAACAUCAACGACAUCAGCUGGGGCACCAAGGGCAGCGACAAGGUCAUGACGGAUCUGGGAGUGGUGGGGGGAGCCGGGUCGAACCAGGUCGAGAUUGCGAUUCCGACCGAGUCCAAGGACAUCAACGACGCCUACGACGAUGCGGUGCAUGUGUUGGCCACCAAGGCGCCCAAGGAGGUGCACACGGUCGACAAGGAGCAGAAGCAGAAGGACUACUACGCCACGGUGCGCACCAACGUCGUCCUGUGCUGGAGCCUGACCAAUGCCGCCCUCGUCGUGGCCAUCCUCAACAUCUCGAGCCAGCACACCCGCACCGUCUACAUGGGCUUCCUCCUCUACAGCGUCGCCGCCCUCGCCCUCUUCCGCCUGCUCGGAAGCACCGUCUACCUCGUCAAGCGCCUGUUUAGCGGCGAGUAG